Molecule: messenger RNA, 858 nt
Organism: Spirodela intermedia
Lineage: Eukaryota; Viridiplantae; Streptophyta; Magnoliopsida; Alismatales; Araceae
Source: the annotation of a GenBank genome assembly
AUGGCGGCGGCUGUUUGGUUCUCCUUGCUCUGCGUCUCCGUCUGCCUCUUCUCCCUCCCGCUUGGGAGCUCCGCCGACGGCGGCUGGCAGAACGCCCACGCUACCUUCUACGGCGGAUCUGACGCGUCCGGCACAAUGGGUAAGCUCUGCUUCCUCCCCGGGGGCUCUCCAUACCUAGAGAGAGAGAGUUGCUGCUGUUAAUGGCGAGUGUUGUGCUGAACGAUGUGGGUGGUGGCUGUAGGAGGAGCUUGUGGAUACGGGAACCUGCUGAGCCAGGGGUACGGGACGAACACGGCGGCACUGAGCACGGCAAUGUUCAACAACGGGCUGAGCUGCGGGUCCUGCUUCGAGAUCAAGUGCAGCGCCGACCCGCAGUGGUGCCUGCCGGGGACGAUCAUGGUGACGGCGACCAACUUCUGCCCGCCCAACCCGGCACAGCCCAACGACAACGGUGGCUGGUGCAACCCGCCCCGGGAGCACUUCGACCUCUCGCAGCCGUCGUUCCUGCAGAUCGCGCAGUACCGUGCGGGCAUCGUGCCGGUCUCCUACAGGAGAGUUCCCUGCGUGAAGAAGGGAGGCAUCCGCUUCACCAUUAAUGGCCACUCCUACUUCAACCUCGUGCUCAUCACCAACGUCGCCGGCGCCGGCGACGUCCGCUCCGUCGCCGUUAAGAGCGGCGCCUCCGGCUGGCAGUCCCUCUCCCGCAACUGGGGCCAGAACUGGCAGAGCAACUCCCUCCUCGACCGCAAGAGCCUCUCCUUCCAGGUGACCACCAGCGACGGCCGCACAGUCACCAGCUUCGACGUCGUCCCCGCAGGCUGGUCCUUUGGCCAGACCUUCGAGGGCAACCAGUUCUAG